Equus quagga is the source of this 2625-nucleotide messenger RNA. RefSeq names its product family with sequence similarity 180 member A (gene FAM180A). The coding region runs from base 891 to 1268 and encodes 125 amino acids. NCBI's taxonomy places the organism in Eukaryota, Metazoa, Chordata, Mammalia, Perissodactyla, Equidae. The record is from RefSeq and is a predicted model, not a curated record. The transcript is spliced from 3 exons.
GCCACGCGGUCAAUUCCAGCCACCCGAAGGGCAAUGCACCCUCUCUAUGUUUUUUGGAGAAGUGACCUGAGCCCCUGAAAAUGAGUGACCUCUGCUGCCAUAGGGACUGGCCUACACUAAUUUGUCAAGGUCAUCAAAUUCUUCCCAUCCCAAAGUAAGGUAUUGCUGAUACCCACUCUCCUUUCCCACAUGCCAUAACAGGGAGUGAUGGCAUUAGGAGCUCAGCUGAGGCAAAACUAGAGAUUGGGUUUGGCCCAUAGGAGCCACUGCCAGCCCCCGACAGCAGGGUUGGGCAGUCCACCCCCGCAGCGGCUGGGAGGCAGGCUCGGCAGUAGUACUAAGGCGACGCCAAGCCAGUGUCUCAGUGGAGCCGUGUGUCCAGGCGCUGCAUACUGUGGGAGCUCCACUCCUGACAGUCUGGCGUCACCCACAGCUCUCUCCUCAGCCUCUCACGCCUCCACCACUGAGACCCCGCUCCUCCUCCAACACAGCCAUGUGACCUUGCAUAAGCCACCGUUUUUCUCUGGGCCUGAAUCUCCUCACUGUUAAAUGAGGGAACUCAAGUGUGAUCUCCAGAAUUCCUUCCAGCUUUGACAUCCUCCAUGCACUGGAACUGUCUGGCAAAGAAGGAGCCUGCUGUAGCCAAGCAGGUGAGCCAGGGGACCAAUUUCAAAUCCUGCUGCAGGAGCGGAAAGGAAAAUGCACAGCCUUUGCCAAGGCUUGAACACGGGGGGUCGUAUGAACGGAUCUGUGUUUUAGAAAGAUAACAGAUAGCAGCAUGGAGGAUGGGUGAGAGCCGAGGGAAGAUGGAGACAGAGGGAAGACUUGGAACUCCGAGUCCAAGAGGUAUUAGAUUCCCGAUACGAGCCUGGCACUGAGCAGGGACGCACAUGACAGACACUGCCACCACUCUUAAAGAGCAGUUCCUGCUGGCCAAACUGGAGAUCAGCCCUGACCUGAAGAUCUCCAUCAAGGACGAGGAGCUCGCCUCCUUGCGCAAGGCCUCUGACUUCCACACCGUCUGCAAUGAAGUGAUCCCCAAGAGCAUCCCAGACAUCCGCCGGCUGAGUGCCAGCCUCUCCAGCCACCCUGGCAUCCUCAAGAAAGAGGACUUUGAAAGGACAGCGCUCACCCUGGCCUACACAGCCUACCGCACAGCCCUGGCCCAGGGUCAUCAGAAGGACAUCUGGGCCCAGGCCCUCCUUAGCCUCUUCCAGGCCCUGAGGCACGACUUGAUGCGGUCCUCAGGCGCCAGAGUGUCUCCCUGAGAGACGCCACACCAGGACCACCGAGCAGGGACCAGCACAUGCAGUAAUGCAGAAAUUCUUCAUUCUCUACUCCAUUUACAGACACCAGCUACAAAACACAUACCACCAACUCAGAGCAGCAGAGAUAAAAUAAGCAACCCGAUGCCCUUUGCCCCUUGUAGCUUCCUGACAAGCACACCUGACUCCUGUCACAAGGUGACCUGGGCUAGAGUGAUAAUUCCAGAUGCCUCCAGAGGCCAAAGGGUUUAUCUGGUGACAUGCAGGAGUCUGAGGUAUGCUUCAACACUGAGUGACUGCCACAAACACCCUAGUGUGAGGACAGAGCCAAAGGAGACAUCAGAGAGGUUUGGGAACAGGGGGAAGAUGGAGACAGAUUUCUUUGGUCCUAAAAGAUCAGGGUGCCAGGUUGAACAUCUUCCCAAAGGUUCUAUAGUAAGAUACAAAGAAACUAGAGCUGUAGCCAAAUAAAUACAUUGUUAGCCAAGGAUAGACUUCCCAAAGGCCACCAAGAAGAAUCAGUUAGAAAAUCAGCAAUUUCAUGACCUAUGUGUCUUGACUCUUCUUUUCUGAAGGCUGGUCUAACACAGAGGAGAAACAUGAAGGGGGCCUUCAGAAGUGCUACAGUCAUGCCUUGUCUUUUGAACAGAGAAACCACGCUAAUUCAGAGAAGGUCAUCGUAGUGAACAGGUGGCGCCAGCAGCCACGCUCAUCUAUCCUCAUGCUAAAACUAUUUAGCAUCAUCAGAGAUUUAAGUGCUCCACAUAAAAAUGAUUUUUAGGUGACAGAAUUUUACCCUUUCAAAUGACAAAACUUCCAUUUUAGCAAUAUUGGUAUCUUUUUAAACUAUAUAUAUGAAACCCCUUAAGCUUCUAUUUAGUAUCUUUGCAACAUUCUAAUGAAGGAGUCAGAGGAGAUAAUCUCUAAGAUUCCUCUACUUCUGAAAUUUUCACAAUCCUUUAACUAACUAUGAGAUAUCACGGGGAGGUCACCUGGUCCUGAGAGGUGUGCUGGACUAUUUGUACCAACCCUGAAAGAUCCCAAGCUAAAAAAAGAAAAGAAAAAGAAAGGUCGCAGGCUUUGCGAUUUCUGUAUCUGGUGUGAGCUUUUCUGCUGCCUUCCUCACUGUGAGGCUGUACAAGUGCACUUUUCUUUGACCAACCUAACUCGUGCUUUGCAAUUUGUUCUUUCUCAGCCGCCACAAUCUAAAAAACAAGAUAGCAAGCUUGUUAUAAUUCUAUGUUAAAUAAGAGUUAAUAGGGGGCCAGCCCUGUGGCUGACUGGUUAAUUUUGUGCGCUCCACUUCGGCGGCCCAGGGUUCAGAUCCUGGGUGUGGACAUCGCACCGCUCAUUAGGCCAU